Messenger RNA from Dothidotthia symphoricarpi CBS 119687, 930 nucleotides. RefSeq lists its product as uncharacterized. NCBI's taxonomy places the organism in Eukaryota, Fungi, Ascomycota, Dothideomycetes, Pleosporales, Dothidotthiaceae. The record is from RefSeq and is a predicted model, not a curated record. The coding region runs from base 185 to 580 and encodes 131 amino acids. The transcript has a single exon.
AUUCCUCCAAUUCUCUUCUGGUUUGGCUGCGGUGGACACGGUCUGCCCACCAGGCACGCUCUGCACCCAUUGGAUUUGGACGUUGAGAUGAUCCGCCGACUUGCUGGAUUCUGACUGCUGAGGCGGUGCAAAUUUGGUAGUCUUGAGUCCCGGAGAUCAUGUUCGAUGGGCUGCGUAGUCGAGGAUGUUUGUCGUCAGGGAGUUGUCGGGACAUGAGGCUGUUGCGAAUAUCUGCAGUCUGGAUGAAAGCAAUUUGCUGAUCCGUCGACAUGAAGUCACCCUACACUCUUAUACUCGAUCAUGCAUCAUCCGUUUCAUUGUCUACAAAUCCGCCAUCCAAAGUCCAGCCUUACAAACACCCGCUACACACCCAUCGCCGCGUGGCCCGACACCGCCGACCUCUCAAAUACCCAAGACUUCCAUCCACGCUCCCAAGCACCCGUUCCACCCGUUCCCAUCUACUUCAACGGCCCAGACCCCCCGCAACUACGAAUCCACGCCGUUCAUUGGCCCCCAAACAUCGGACCAACAAGUAAUCACCGGCGAACAAGCAAACGCACGAAACGCCGGAAGCGCGUGACGAGCCGCAGGAUCGCUGUACACAAAUAGCAUUGUGGGUGCGGGGGGUACCGAGCGUGUUUCUAGACUUUUCUGACCCAGGGUCUUGCGACAAAAAACAAAGAAAACUUUUGGACGGCGAAGUGGCGCUAGGCUUGUACUACUUGUUGGCGGCAAAGACUGGCAUACGUGACAUACUCAUGGUGUAAGAGGGAGCUAAAUUGUACUAGGACACUUGAAUGCGAAUGCGCUGUGCAUCAUGUUACUGUCAUGCAGGUCGGGAGACGGGGCUGUGUGAGGUUUGGGUUACGAUGAUGUCGUGGUAGACUGCUUGGCGGCCCAUGGUAAAUGUUUCUCCGGACAGGAUUAGAU